GUUGGACGUUCUUGGCCGUCGAGCAUGGAGGACUACAAGUUUCUCUUCAAGGUCGUGCUCGUGGGGAACGCCGGCGUCGGCAAGACCUGCCUGGUGCGACGAUUCACUCAGGGUUUAUUUCCACCUGGACAAGGUGCAACAAUUGGAGUUGAUUUUAUGAUUAAGACUGUUGAAGUAGAGAAUGAAAAAGUCAAGUUGCAAAUUUGGGAUACUGCAGGUCAAGAAAGAUUUCGUUCUAUCACUCAAAGUUAUUAUAGAUCAGCUCACGCAUUGAUAUUAGUUUAUGAUAUCUCUUGUCAACCCACAUUCGAUUGUUUGCCGGAUUGGUUAAGGGAAAUCGAAGAGUAUGCGAGCAACAAGGUUCUUAGGAUAUUAGUAGGAAAUAAAAUUGAUCGAGAGGAUAGAGAAAUACCAACACACGUAGGAGAAGAUUUUGCACAAAGACACGGAAUGUACUUUUUAGAAACGUCUGCAAAAGAAGCAGAGAAUGUUGAGAGAUUAUUUAUGGAAAUAGCAGCUGAACUCAUGGAGCAAGCUCGCAGUAAGGAGUUACCUCGAUAUGAAACGAACACAACUUCAAUAAAUGGCAAAACAACAUCGAUCGGUGAUACUAGUAAUUGUGGUUGUAGCCGACUCUCUUAAAUAAUUUUUGUAUGUAACAUUAAGCAUUUUAGUGAGAUAUUUUUAGUUAUAUAUA
Molecule: messenger RNA, 697 nt
Organism: Dinoponera quadriceps
Lineage: Eukaryota; Metazoa; Arthropoda; Insecta; Hymenoptera; Formicidae
Product: ras-related protein Rab-30-like
Exons: 5
Coding region: 25-642 (205 amino acids)
Cellular component (GO): trans-Golgi network
Molecular function (GO): GTP binding; GTPase activity
Source: RefSeq, a predicted model, not a curated record